AUGGACCCAACCGCCGAGAGGCCGGCCCAGGAGGGCAAGCAAGACACCCAAAAGCCUGAGGAUGCCCUACGAGCUGGAAUAAUGGACGCAGUCGGAAUUCACGAUGGUACUAGGGUUGUCAUCGAGGAAUUCGCCACUUGGAAAGAAGAGAUCCCAAUUGCGUUGUACCUGUCAUCGGAGGCCUUGCGCAAGGAUCCUAGGAAUUGCGCUAUACCGAUACUGGACGUCUUACUCCUCCCAGACACUGAUGAAAUUGCCUUGAUGGUCAUGCCUAUGCUUCUUGGCUUUGACGAACUCCCGUUCCGACGUGCAGGAGAAGUUGCCGAAAUGUUUCAGCAAUGGCUGAAGGGCAGCGAGCUUAUGCAUGAACAUAACAUUGCAUAUCGGUGUGAUACUUUUACUUCCUCAAACCUCCCAUUUGCUCAUGCCCUUCCUAGUGAUGCAUGUUGGUUCAAUCCCAUAAUGGAAACCUCUCGGGUGAUACCAGCUGGUUUUCAUUUUGGGGACUGGCGAACUGUUGACGGCGUCCGCCCAAUCAUUUGGCGCGAUCGCUGGUCGGUCAGACCGGUUAAGUAUUUUUUCAUCGACUUUGAUUUAUCCCUUCGCUAUUCCUCCAAGAAUAAUUGCCACGAGAUCGGGCAAAUUGGCCAGGAUCGUUUAGUGCCCGAAAUGUCGACCCCUGAAAUUCCAUAUGAUCCUUUCAAGGCUGAUAUCUACCAGCUAGGGAAAGUUAUCCUCAAAAUAAUUUCUGAAUAUGAGGGCCUUGAGCUGUUUAAUGUCAUUGGGGAAACCAUGAGUAAGGCCAACCCGGAUGAGAGGCCCCUUGCAUCUGAGGCUUCCGAGCAACUAGCAACUCUCAUCCUCAGUCUGACUCCAUUAACUUUGAGACGCAGGGUCUGGAAGAUUGGUGAUUUGAAGCUUGGUUCUGUUGAUCGCUUUUUUGUCAAAUAUUUUGGUGCAAGACGGUUUUUUUAA
This is a messenger RNA of Laccaria bicolor S238N-H82, 975 nucleotides long. RefSeq lists its product as uncharacterized. NCBI's taxonomy places the organism in Eukaryota, Fungi, Basidiomycota, Agaricomycetes, Agaricales, Hydnangiaceae. The transcript has 5 exons. The record is from RefSeq and is a predicted model, not a curated record. Bases 1 to 975 code for a protein of 324 amino acids.